This is a messenger RNA of Nicotiana tabacum (common tobacco), 2497 nucleotides long. Lineage: Eukaryota; Viridiplantae; Streptophyta; Magnoliopsida; Solanales; Solanaceae. The record is from RefSeq and is a predicted model, not a curated record.
UGGAUAACUAACACGGAUAAGGCUGACACAUUCAGCUGAUGAUGUCAAUUACACCCCCCAACAAAUCCCAUAAUCUUUCUUGUACUCAAAUACAACUCUGAAACACCCUCCUAUUAAGAGACACUCAAGUUCCGUGUUCACUUUCAUAGUUUUCUUUGCGGGGUUUAAGCAUUUGAACAGAAAACAAAUUUGCAGAGAGAAAACAAAUCAAGAAAAUGGGCACUGAGGAGUCCAAGAAACGCCCUCUUGUCUUUGCUUACUAUGUUACCGGUCAUGGCUUUGGCCAUGCCACUCGAGUUGUUGAGGUCGCUAGAAAUCUCAUCCUAGCUGGGCAUGAUGUUCAUGUCGUCACGGGUGCACCUGACUUUGUCUUUACAUCUGAAAUACAAUCUCCUCGGCUUUUCCUGCGCAAGGUAUUGUUGGAUUGUGGAGCAGUUCAAGCUGAUGCUUUGACAGUGGACCGUCUUGCCUCACUAGAGAAGUAUUCUGAGACCGCUGUUGUACCACGUGCAUCCAUCUUGGCAACGGAAGUGCUGUGGCUCAAAUCCAUCAAGGCAGAUUUUGUGGUAUCAGAUGUUGUUCCAGUUGCUUGCAGGGCAGCAGCUGAUGCUGGAAUUCCAUCUGUUUGUAUCACCAACUUCAGCUGGGACUUCAUCUACGCAGAGUAUGUAAUGGCAGCUGGAAAUCAUCAUAGGUCAAUAGUGUGGCAGAUUGCAGAGGACUAUUCCCAUUGUGAAUUUCUUAUUCGGCUGCCAGGAUAUUGUCCAAUGCCUGCUUUUCGUGAUAUAAUUGACGUGCCGUUGGUUGUAAGGAGAUUGCACAAAUAUCGCAAAGAGGUGCGGAAAGAACUUGGAAUUGGGGAGGAUGUGAAAGUUGUUAUUCUGAACUUUGGUGGACAGCCCGCAGGUUGGAAGUUGAAGGAGGAGUACUUACCAACUGGAUGGUUAUGCCUGGUUUGUGGUGCCUCUGAGAGCCAGCAACUACCUCCAAAUUUCAUAAAGCUUGCAAAAAAUGCAUAUACUCCGGAUAUAAUGGCCGCAUCAGACUGCAUGCUAGGAAAAAUUGGAUAUGGUACCGUUAGCGAGGCCCUGGCUUACAGGUUACCAUUUGUAUUUGUUCGUAGAGACUACUUUAAUGAAGAACCAUUUCUCAGAAAUAUGCUUGAGUAUUAUCAAGGUGGUGUUGAGAUGAUCAGAAGGGAUUUACUUACUGGACAUUGGAGACCUUACCUUGAACGUGCAAUGACUCUGAACCCAUGUUACGAAGGUGGAACUAAUGGUGGUGAAGUUGCAGCUCGUAUUUUACAGGAUACAGCUUAUGGUAAAAACUAUACAUUAGACAAGCUGAGUGGGCCAAGAAGACUGCGUGAUGCCAUAGUUCUUGGAUAUCAAUUGCAAAGAGUUCCCGGUAGAGAUCUCUGUAUUCCAGAUUGGUAUGCAAAUGCCGAAAGUGAACUUGGUCUUCGCACAGGAUCACCUACUGCUGUAACAGCUGAAAAUAACUCUCUAACAGACUCAUAUCCUCAGGACUUUGAAAUUCUCCAUGGAGAUUUUCUUGGUCUGUCAGAUACGCUAAGUUUCUUGAAGAGCUUGGCAGGAUUGGAUGCUUUGGUUGAUUCCCCAACUAAAACAGGAAAGCACAGCAUUAGGGAGCGGAAAGCUGCCGCUGGUCUUUUCAAUUGGGAGGAAGACAUUUUUGUGGCAAGAGCACCUGGAAGGCUAGAUGUGAUGGGUGGAAUUGCUGACUACUCUGGAAGCCUUGUUUUACAGAUGCCAAUUAGAGAAGCCUGCCAUGUUGCUGUUCAAAAGAUUCACCCUAGCAAACAGAGGCUGUGGAAGCAUGCUUUGGCUCGGCAGCAGGCCAGAGGACAAGGCCCUACCCCUGUGCUUCAAAUUGUGUCAUAUGGGUCAGAACUGAGCAACCGUGGUCCAACGUUUGACAUGGACUUAUCAGAUUUCUUGGAAGGGGAUGAACCCAUAACUUAUGAGAAAGCGAGGCAGUAUUUUGCCCGAGAUCCUUCCCAAAGAUGGGCUGCAUAUGUUGCUGGCACAGUUCUAGUUUUGAUGAAGGAACUUGGCAUAUGCUUUGAGAAUAGUAUUAGUUUGCUGGUCAGUCCAACUCCAUUACCCAUUGCCUUGUCGUCUCCUAGCUGGAAAUUGUUUGCUUUCCAUCUAUUACUUGAAUAACUGAAAUUACAGGUGACAGUUCUAUGUUUCUCCUCUAUGCACCACCAUUCAAUGGUAACAUCUCCAUUAACAUCCUGAUAGUAUGUGCUGCUUACGUACUUGUCUCCAUUUCAUGUGAACAUAAUUUCAUCCUGAAAACUUUUUCUAGUUGAACUUUCGGGUAACUAUAAGAUUAUACCACUCCAUAAUAUCCACUCAUGUUGUCAUAAACUCACUAUUUCAAACAAUAUUUUUUUCUGACCUGUCAAACUCUCUGAUGUGGUCCUUCUGUUAGUUUACAGAUAUGUACAUAAUGUAGUCCUUGUAGAGUA